This is a messenger RNA of Heterobasidion irregulare TC 32-1, 1119 nucleotides long. RefSeq lists its product as uncharacterized. The record is from RefSeq and is a predicted model, not a curated record. The transcript is spliced from 4 exons. NCBI's taxonomy places the organism in Eukaryota, Fungi, Basidiomycota, Agaricomycetes, Russulales, Bondarzewiaceae. The coding region runs from base 1 to 1119 and encodes 372 amino acids.
AUGCACAAAAACACUGAACUAUUCCCCAUGUUAUUCAACCAUGAUAUCAUACAGGGCGAUGAAGAACUUUCCAUUGCAAUCACAGAUUUGGAGUGUAAGCUCGGUGAAGGGCAGGGGUCGUUGAUCUUAGAGCGUGCGGUAGCGGAAGAGAACAUGAUUCCUGUCAUACUUGCAGCGAUUGACGACGAUUCCUUCAAAAUGGUCUCAAAGCUGAUAUUGGAUCAGUUUCCUUCGACCGUUGACCGAUACUCGCCAUUGCUACUGACAUCACGAUGGAUAACCUAUCUCUUUCAGUCUCUGUCUUCGCUCCAACUUGACGCACCUGCCGAUGUAUCGGGAGGACUUGAAGCAUGCCUUCGUGAUACCCUUCUUGGGACCCCCGUUCUAAAUGCUCUCUGGGAGACUGUACAAGGGUCGGGCUCUGGAAAGAAUUUUAGCCCGACGAAGAGGCGUACGCGAAGCAACCCUGGUCAAACGGAUGAAGCGAAACUCGUCAUCGAUGCGAAGCCUUUCGUUCGUAUGGAUAUCAAGGUCCCGACGACGAUGGAAGCCGUUCGAGCAUUGGGAGAGGAGAUUCUCCGAAAGCAAAAAAACAUUCUCAAGAGCUUUAUGGGGAUCUAUCGGCUACCAUCGCUCCUCCCGAUUGCGAAGAAGAAUUAUUUGAACCUUUCAGUUGCGUCGACAACCAGGCCACCCACCAUAACACCUUUACCCUAUUCCAAUCGCAUCAUUGAUCUGGCGCCGACGACAAGGGCAUCUUCAUCGACAAGUUUUCCUUCACAGCCGCUGAGAGCAUGGUUGUACUUUGAGAGUGCUGAAGGUUUCGGGGAUCUCAGGAUUUAUCUGUCGGACCGAGGACAGGCCGAUCUACGCAAGAGGAAAAGAGACGAUGCUCGUUCGUAUGAGAUUGUCUUGAACAAGCUCAAAGAUCUCUCUCAUGGCCGCUUUACGAACUCUAAUAAUAAGAGACUAACUUUACCAGGGAUGGGCGUCCCAGUCUUCAAAGCCAGGCUUCCCGGGGAUGCCAGAAUAUUGGUAAGGCGGUUACACCAUCUUGCCAACACUUCCAUCACGCCUUUCCUUAGUAUGUUGAAGAUACAAUACAAGAAUUCGGCCUGA